Molecule: messenger RNA, 1297 nt
Organism: Aricia agestis (brown argus)
Lineage: Eukaryota; Metazoa; Arthropoda; Insecta; Lepidoptera; Lycaenidae
Gene: drongo
Product: arf-GAP domain and FG repeat-containing protein 1
Exons: 6
Coding region: 65-1102 (345 amino acids)
Molecular function (GO): GTPase activator activity
Source: RefSeq, a predicted model, not a curated record
GAUUCUAGAUUAGAGAAAGGAAAAACAAAGAUACAAUUUGGAUUUGGAUCUAAAUUCUACAAGAAUGGCAGCAAAUCGUCGAAAACAAGAUGACAAGAAUUUAGAAAUAUUGCGCGAGCUAAUUUCAAUGAACGGUAAUAAAUAUUGCUUAGAUUGUAACCAAAGAGGGCCGACAUACGUAAAUACAACCAUUGGAUCAUUCGUAUGUUCAAAAUGUUCAGGAAUGUUGCGUGGCCUUACACCACCUCAUCGCGUAAAGUCUAUUUCUAUGGCUACAUUUACUCCGGAAGAGAUUGAGUUUAUCAAAGAGAGAGGCAACGAUUAUUGCAGACGAGUAUGGUUGGGUCUGUACGAGGGUGAAAGUGUUAAUUUUGCCGAUGAACAAAGUGUUAAAGAUUUUAUGUCAGACAAGUAUGAAAAGAAAAGAUAUUAUCUUGAAACAGCGUCAAAUAUUAUGACCAGUAAUGGCAAUUUACCUUCAAAAAAUCAAACCAAAGGAAAAACUACAUCAAACAGCACUGCAACUUUAGUGUCCAUACCCCAACAUUUUGGGAAGUCUGCAAAUAAUAACAAUACAACACAUUUAGCCAAAAUAGUCAACAACUUUACUCCAGCUAAUGAAACCAGUCAUAAAGUUCCCCGGCCUAUUAACAAUAUAAUGAAUAACAUGCCUCCGAAUAACAUGCCAUUGUUAGAGAAUCCAAGCCCAGCACCUGUACCUGAUUUUCCUGUAGAUUUUUCAACUGCAAACAUUUACAACAGUGCCCAAACUACUAGCACUGUAAACAACAAUUUCAUACAACCAAUUGCUAAUUCAACUCAAUUGACUGCUUUUAAUUCUACAAGUACAACAUCAAAUGAUAGAUACGCUGCAUUGGCUGAUUUAGAUUUAGAACUAAGAAAACAAAAUAUGAGAAGUAUGGAGGAGACUCCAAGUGUUGCUAGCAAAAAUCCUUUUCAAAGCACAAAUACUAGUGACAUUUUUGGGAACAAAAAUCCAUUCUUUAAUGGUGGUUGGAGCAGUUCUAUGCAGCCUAUUAACCCAUUCAUGCCUACUACAAACAAUGGAGCAGUUAUUAACUCCAAGAAUCCCUUUCUUUGAGAAGAUGAUGUCAUAUUUUCAAUUGAAUCAAGUAUUCUGGAUGCACCAAAAAGCUGAAAAUGAAAUGUAAUUCUGCAGAAGUUUUAAAUGAAGACUACCUAUUCACUUCUUGCUAUUAGAUGUUGACUUCAGUGCCUCAGUCUGCCUUAGGGGGGUAUUACAUUAUCAUAUAUAUUGGAUCAUUUCUAUAAUCAU